This is a messenger RNA of Laccaria bicolor S238N-H82, 369 nucleotides long. RefSeq lists its product as uncharacterized. The transcript has a single exon. Bases 1 to 369 code for a protein of 122 amino acids. NCBI's taxonomy places the organism in Eukaryota, Fungi, Basidiomycota, Agaricomycetes, Agaricales, Hydnangiaceae. The record is from RefSeq and is a predicted model, not a curated record.
AUGAGCGAGAACGUGCGCUCGAUCAGAGAGGAAUCGCCCUUGAAGAACGUUGUAAACGGGUUCAAGAGCUCGAGGAAACGCGUGAUGCUCGACUUGGUGCUCCCAACGCGUCGACUUUAUCGAAUUCAUGACCCAUCACUGUUCUUCGGUCUGUUGUCGUUCACGUAUUGGGCGACAAGACGCCUUCCUUCCUCUUUUCCUCCUCUAUCACAAGUUCCUCCUCCUCCUCCUCCUCCAAGCCAAACGCUCCCACCCAUACCCGAAGACCCCGACGUGACUGGGAAGCCCGACGCGAUCUAUACCUACCGACAGGCGGACGCGGGAGUUACCUCGUGCUCGUGGGCAUUGGCGUGUGUGCCGUUGUUUUGA